AGAGACAAAAGAAAUUUUGAUGAAAAUGCAGAACAACUUGGUUCUACUUAUCCUCUCGAUUCUUUCAAUUUUCGAGGUUUCGGCCUAUUCAAAUGUCGAAAAAGGAGCUGCAGCUAGAGCUAGAUGUUGGACAAGCGGGAACGGACGGCCAGCUCAAUGGUGGCAGGAAGGAGACCAAGUGACACGUGGAAAAUACUUUUAUGAGUGUAGACGUGGACAGUUGGAGCCACUUGGAUGUCUGUCAAGCACAGAGGAAAAGAUUCCACUUGGACAUACUUUCCAACAAGAUAGAUAUGAGUUCAUUUGCCAACUUGGAAGCGACGGUUAUAUCGAAUUCGGCUACAGCGCAUGUGUCGGCACAGAUGGACGUACCUAUCAAAAAGGAGAGACUUGGACCGAUGCCAAGAACACUUACUACUACCGUUGCCGUGACGAUGGUCGUGUUGUCAAAACGACAAUUGAAGGAUGCAUUGCCCAUGAUAAGCAACGACGUGUCCCACUUGGUCAGACAGACGAUUUCAACGGAUACACUUAUAAAUGCCAACAAAAAACUACUGGAGUCGUUCAAAUGUGCAGUGUUGGAUGUAUUCAUGAGGGAACUCGAUACACUGUUGGACAACAAUACAGAGACGGAGACUACCUCUUCUAUUGCAAGUUGCAAGGUGGAAAGUGUACGAAGCAGUGCAUCGGAUGUGUUGCUGGUGGACAAGACUUGUAUGAUGGACAACGGUACAAAAGAGAUGGAACCACUUAUCAGUGCGAGAUCCGUCCAGGAAAACGAAGCCACCGUGCCGUCGGAUGCUCGAUUGUUGAAAAUGGUCGUGACAUUAACAAGGUGAUCGGAUGUAGAUGGUAUGAGCAGAACCCAGACUGGAAGAUCGAGAAGACCUGCGAAACUGACGGAGAUAACAAGACAAAGGUCACCACAGUUGGAUGCAUCUAUAAAUACAAGGGAUUCGAUCGAAUUUUCCUUGAGCCAGGAAAGUACACAAUUUGGAAUCUUCCAAAACAAAAGGAUUCAUCAGUUGGACUUGCUUGCCGAAAGACUGCUGACGGUGCCGAGUUGGUGAUCUUCGAUGUGGCACAGUUGGAAAGGAAUACGUCUGGACUUAAGUACGAUUUGCCACGUGGCAAAUAAUCACGUUGUUUUGACUAGGUGACCACAGCGAGCUUUCUCUUGUUAUUGUACCCCCGAGAAUACGUGUAAUUUUGUUGAAAUGUCGUGAGAAAUAACCUAAUAAUUGUGCUUCUUCUAUUUCUUUUCUGAAGUUUGAUAAUAAAUAAAGAAUAACUAUAUUC
Molecule: messenger RNA, 1299 nt
Organism: Caenorhabditis elegans
Lineage: Eukaryota; Metazoa; Nematoda; Chromadorea; Rhabditida; Rhabditidae
Gene: F42A8.1
Exons: 7
Coding region: 26-1138 (370 amino acids)
Source: RefSeq, marked reviewed